UCUUCCUUUUUAUUUUUCCAUAAUAAUUGAUGUUCUUAAUUUUUACUUUGGUUAUUAUUUAUUCUUAUUCUAAUUACCAUGGAUAUAAUUAAUGAAAUAUUCUCAUCUAAUAAGGUUCUCUAUGAGUGUUCAUGUGGCCAUUGUAAACCAUUGACUCAUAUUUACUUUUGUCGUUACUGUUUAAAGAUAAGGUGUAAAGAUUGUGUCUCUCAUGAGGUUGACUCCCAAUAUUGUCAACAUUGUUUAGAAUAUAUUCCAACGGUUGAUGCUAAAUUAAAGAAAAACAAAUGUGCAUCAUGCUUCCAAUGUCCCGUUUGUAUGCAUACAUUUACUCCGAGGACAUUUUUAGCCUCAGUUCCCAGCGAAACCGAUCCAAACGGGAUGACCACCAGGAAAGCUCAGGUUCUACUUUGCUCUUAUUGUAAAUGGAGUUCAAAAGAUGUUGGGAUUCCUGAUCAAUUAGUAGGUUCUGGUGGUUGGCCUGAAGUUGAAGUUCCAAAUAAGAAACGUAUCGAAGGUCUUGUUGAACAUUAUCGAGUAAUCGCUCAAAGAGAAAGAAUGGAAAAGGAAAAGAAACGAAUUAAUCCAAGACCAGGUCAUGCUAUUCAUCUAUUAGAUAAAUAUGGAAUAUCGGCUUCCCUUUCAGCCAAAUUAACCGAAAGCUUACGAACUAAAGCGGGUAGAACAAGUUCUAACUAUAUGCCAACGUCUAAAUCUUUAACUGACAUUAAAUUGGAACCAUCAAUAGCAACCGAUCAAUUGGAACCACUUAAAAUUGAAGAUUAUUACAAUAGAGAUUUAAAUGAGAUGGAGAUUAGUACAAUCGAGCAAAGAUUAAUGCAAAUAGAAAUUCAACCUGGACCCGUUGAGAAGUUUUAUCCAAUAAGUAAAAUGCUCUAUGUUAAAAGAUCACUUCGAUGUAAAGAAUGUGAUCACAAUCUAAUCAAACCAGAAUAUAAUUCAUCUUCAAUUAAAUUUAAAAUUCAAUUGUCCGCCUAUUAUGAUAUUCCUGAAGUUAAGAUUGCAUCUAAACCAAAGUUAUACCCAUUUUCCGAAUCAACGGUUGAAUUAACCUUCAAGAAUCCUUACCAAUACGGGAUGAAUAUUUCACUUCAUCCUCUUAAUGAAGAUGAGAUGAAUGAAACUAUCACAGGGAAAGUGAUCCUCCCAAAAUCAGAGUUUAUCCUGGAAUGUAAAGAUGAUACACUUGAAUUAGAAUUGGACUCUACUCAGAAAAAUCGUUACAAUGAUGAUCCUCAACUUAUAACUUUUCGUCGGGGCAACAAAAUUGGACUGAGGUUACAAGUUUCACCAACAAUUGGUUCCGGUGAUUGUAGGAUUUGUUUCCGAUUGAAACACGAUUUUGUCAACAGUGUUAUCCAAACUAAAUCAACUGGAGGAUCAGAGCCUCAAGUCUCAUGGAUUUAUCAUAAAAUCUAUAUUAACCUAGGACCCGUUAUCGAAUCAAGAGAAAGUGUCGCUUAAUCUUUACAUUAAAUUGUUAACGAGAGAAAAUUAUUCCAAUUAAUUUAUUAAUCAAAUUUAAUAUACAGUCAAUCAAUUUUGUAAUUUUAUGUUACAAACAAUUUGGUAAAUCUUUAUUUUCAAUAUCAUCAAUAAGUGAUUGAAAUUAAGGCAUAAAAAGUGAUGCUUUUUUUAAUUAAUUAUCAAUUGCAUUACAACAAAACUAAUUUACAAAAUGAAAAUGAUUACUUUUUUUUUUGA
Molecule: messenger RNA, 1725 nt
Organism: Panonychus citri (citrus red mite)
Lineage: Eukaryota; Metazoa; Arthropoda; Arachnida; Trombidiformes; Tetranychidae
Gene: DCTN4-p62
Product: dynactin subunit 4-like
Exons: 6
Coding region: 79-1485 (468 amino acids)
Cellular component (GO): dynactin complex
Source: RefSeq, a predicted model, not a curated record